Molecule: messenger RNA, 3384 nt
Organism: Rhineura floridana
Lineage: Eukaryota; Metazoa; Chordata; Lepidosauria; Squamata; Rhineuridae
Gene: ARL6IP6
Product: ADP ribosylation factor like GTPase 6 interacting protein 6
Exons: 4
Coding region: 239-829 (196 amino acids)
Source: RefSeq, a predicted model, not a curated record
UGUUUCCUUUAAGAGACCAUAGUAGCAUAGGAAGCACAGCCACUCAGGUCAUCCGUUGGGUGAGGGCGGGUUCUGACUUUUCUUGCCUCUCGGCCAGUUCUUCCGGCGUCAGUGCCCUUUGGUCCCUCCCCUCUGACUAGAAACACUUCCGGUGGGGGCGGGAGCGGAAGAACUUUCAAAGUCGUUUCGGCUUGGUCUGUUGGGGAUUUUCCUCCCUUUGCGUACGCGAGAGAAACUCAUGGCAGUGUAUUAUAGGAGCGCCACGGUUAGUUACGGCCACGCGGGCGCCAGUACUCCUUGGCCGCCGGAGCGACGGGAGCUGGCGCGAGAUCUCCAGGCGGACCUGGACGAAGGGGGCGACGAAAGCGACUUGCUAGGUGACUUUGGAAGAAGUUAUGAAGGAGCCUCCGUUUCCCGGGCUAGCCUUGCCUCCUUGCCGGACGGGAUAGUGCGCCGGUGGCCUAGCAGAGCGUGUUCUGUCCUCUGCUGCCUUUUAACCAUGUCCUUACUGGCUUUCCUGCUGGCCAUCGCUUGUCUGGUACUGAGAGAUUUGCGAUCUGAAAAAGGGAAGACUGAUGAGAAUAUAGAAACAAGCAUUUUAGGAUUUUGGAGUCUUCUUGUUCUAUCCUUAAUGAGUGGGCUGUCAUGUUGCAGUUUUUCAUGGACAGUAACCUAUUUUGAUUCUUUUGAACCAGGAAUGUUUCCUCCUACUCCCCUCUCACCUGCACGGUUCAAGCGAAUGACCGGGCACUCUUUUCACAUGGGCUAUAGUAUGGCCAUACUGAAUGGAAUAGUGGCAGCUCUCACCAUAGUAUGGUGUCUCCUUUAGUUUGUACUGAAAACUUUCUCAUAGUGUGACAACUUAAUUGCCUCCACAUAAUGAGCCAUUCAUGUUUACUAUGAAGUUCACCUCAAUAAACACCAUUGUCACAUGCUUUCUCCAAACUGAUGCCAGCAGCUAGAGGCAAUGCUAAGACAAGCCAAAUGGUGGAGACAGAUGAGUAAGGAAAGUUGAUGUAUCCAAAAUGCUGUAUGGCGUUAUUGCCAAAGGGCAGCACUUUCAGACAGACUUCACGUGGCAACCACUUUAUGAGAAUCAGCUCAGGAUCAUUGCCGACAAAAUAUUCAAGAUGUCAUUGGAUUAAUGCUGAGUGCCUUUUAGUCAUACUUUGCAAUGAUCAUGCUACAUGCAUAACAACAAAACUGAGUAUGUGUGUGUCUGAGUAAGUCAUACCCAGGAAAGAUCCUUUGGAAAUGACUACUUUAAAUUAAUUGAAUUCAGUGGGGCUACUCAGAAUAUGACUUAGGUAGAUGCAACCUUUAGACUUAUAUUCUAUCCGAAGUGACAGGAGGGUAAAGUGCAAACAUUUACGUCUCAAGAUAACUCAGAGAUUGAACUAGAAAGGAUCAAUUGUUAGGUAUCUUUUACUUUUUACAUGUUUUGGGUGAUCAAGGCUCAUUUCACAAGGCCCUAUCCCUAGGGCCAGUGAAGGGCUAGGACAGCUAUGUGUGACGGGCAGGGUUGGAAGAAAUCAUUUAACUUCUCUCUCACUAAUCUCUAUCUGCAAAUCCCAACUCUCAGUGAGAUUGUGUUUCUCUCCCAUCUCUCCCCCCCCCAAUAUUCUGUUGAAGAUGAGGGGCCUCCCACUUGAUGGGCAUCUCAGGGCCAUCUGUCAAGCCUGCCAGGUCACUUUGCCACAAACUUUCAUAAUAAUUUUAAUAGGAGGGCUUGUAAAAACAUUUCAGUUAAAAGUAUCUGGAAAUUGUACCACUGGCUAGCCAAGGAAGCACUGCUUUAACUUCUACUACCUCUUAUAAGUUUGGUCAUUAUUAUAAUGUUGCCAAUAACGAAUUAUUCUAACUGUAAUGUGUUUUGUCCCUGUUCUCAAUAACAUUGGCUGCAUUUGUAUGCAGUGCUAAACUAUGGCUUAUUGUUGUGUGUGUGUCAACCUCAGACUCAUGGGCUCCCUUCUGCUCUGCCCCCGCCCGGUGCAGCCAUAAGGAGGAGAUCAGGAACUUUUGCUUGUUUCAAUUAAAUGUUGGGUUGGUUCUGACAAUCAUAUGUUUGCUUAAUAAAUUUAGUGUGCAUACAGUCCCUUCACAGCGUGGGCAAAAAAACCCCAGGAACUCUUCAGUUAAAUUGCAUUUCCCAUUUCAUCUGAACUGGGAAACAGUUUAGAAAUAAGCCAGAAUAUGAAACCAAUGACAAACCAUGGAUUCAUAGCCUGGCUUGUUCCAAAGCCAUUAACUACAGUUGGUUAGGAUAAAAUCCACUUGUACAAAGGGAGGAGCAAAGGAAUUAUAUGCAUGUCCAAAAGACAUUCGUAUCUCAGUUUAUUUUCCUUAUGCAGCUAUUAUAUUCAAAUUUGCAGAGACUUGUUAAUUAUCAGUCGUUCUUUAAAUCAUAGUUAAGAUUAACCAUAGGUCCAUGGUAAGGCACGUAAAACCAGAGUUACUGGAAAGUGGAAGUGAAAUCUUCCCAUCUUCUCACAGUAACAGUAGGGGAGAGGCGAGCACCCAACCCUGAGGCUCUAGCAUGUCAUUCUGAACCAUAGCUUUAACCCUGCAUCCAAAAAAGAUCUGUAUAUUUUGCUUCUUGUGCUCGUGAAAGAGCAGGGCCAUUCUUUAAUAGGUUACUAUACAAUAUAUAUUGUAUUAAAGUAAGUACCAGGGUAACUAAUUAAAAUAUGAGAAAUAAUGUACCAUGCUGAUGAGUUCAACAGCUGAUCAAUUGGAAGUAUGCAAAUAGAUAAAUAACAAGUGACUACAUUUUUAAAUGUAUGGCUUCUACCCAAAGAACUGUAUACAUACUGUCACUUUCCUUCUGUAGAUCAUUGCACCCUCCCCAGCAAAAUACAUUUCUGAGGUUUAGGGGCCCUUUGGAAUGUAGUGUGAUCCAGUGUUGGGAGGCUGAAUUCAGGAGGUUAGGGGGGCAACACAUGCAUCCAUUCAGAUCACUUCGGGUUGUAUCCAAUGCUGUGCCAGUAAGGUUCCGCUGGUGCAAUGGGUCUUUCCUCCUGUGCACCUGCAAAAUCUGCUCUGAAGAGUCCCCCAAUGUUCAAGAGCAGACUUUGAGGGCACACAAGGGGCCGGAGGGGACAGGAGAGGAAGAGGAAAAUCUGUUGCAUGUAUGAAAGUCCCUUGCACCAUUCUGGAGCUGCAGCAUUGGAUACAACCCUUUAGAUCCAAGCCUACUGUAAGUCUUUAAAAACACAUGCUCAUUUUAAAUAUAAGAUAUAACAAUUGAGUGGUUCAAUUUUAAAUUGAUAUUUGUACUUAACUCAUUGUGUCCAUGCAAUAUAUUUUGCCUUAUUACAUAAAAAUAUAUUACAUAAAAGCACUGUAAAUUGUUUACUGCCAAUAAAUAAUUUUGUUCAUAAUCAA